CCGGCCCGAGAGAUGGCGGCGGCGGCGGCCGUGAGCAGCGCCAAGCGGAGCCUGCGGGCCGAGCUGAAGCAGCGUCUGCGGGCGAUGAGCGCCGAGGAGCGGCUGCGUCAGUCCCGCCUCUUGGCCCAGAAGGUGCUUGCCCACAGUCAGUAUCAGAAGUCGAAAAGAAUUUCCGUCUUUCUGAGCAUGCAAGACGAGGUGGAGACCGAGGAGAUCAUCAGGGACAUUUUCCAGCAAGGGAAGGCCUGCUUCAUCCCGCGGUACGGCUCCCAGGGGAGCCACAUGGACAUGCUGAGGCUCGCGUCCCCCGACGAGGUUGCGCUGCUUCCCAGGACGCCCUGGAACAUUCGCCAGCCUGGAGAGAACGAGGUUCGGGAGGAAGCCUUGUCCACAGGCGGACUUGAUCUCAUCUUCAUGCCGGGCCUUGGGUUUGACAAGCAAGGCAACCGGCUGGGGCGAGGCAAGGGCUACUACGACGCCUACCUGACGCGCUGUCUGCAGCAGCAGCGGGACUCGCAGCCCUACACCAUGGCCUUGGCGUUCCGCGAACAGAUGUGCCUCCAGGUGCCCGUGGACGAGCAUGACGUGAGGGUGGAUGAAGUCCUAUACGAAGACUCGCCCUAAACCCCGACGCAGAGAAAAGCAGCACAUGGCUCUGGUCGCUGAAGAACUCCCUCCAGAGAUGAGCAGAUCCACACGGAAGCCACUGCACUGUUAACAUCUUCCACGCUGUUUACCGGCUUUGCAAACUGUUUAUUUAAUUCAUUUUUUAAAAUUUAAAUCCGCUAGUAACUCUCCCGUUUCUUGACAUGGGUUACUCCUGCGUAUCCGUCAGAAGACGCUGAUACUGACCUUGUGCUCAUGGCUUCAGAACUUACGGAAACUCUGGAAAGAUUUUAAACCGUGGUAGGAAAACUUUGCUGCCAGGUUUUAGCUGGGCGGACGGGGAACUGUGUGCAGCUGCCAUGUCACAGCGAGGCCGUGCAGCGGUGAAAAUAUUUCCAAGUCCCGUGUCCCACAUAUGCUGUGUGUCACAGGAAGUUCCUUCUGACUCGUCGAUGAAACGUGACUUUUAUCGGGAAGAUUCAAAUCAGACGUAUUUAUCCUUUGAAGGCAGGUGUUUACAGGUUACCGCUGGCCAUCGUACCACCAAAGAAUCAGAAAGUGUGGUACACGUAAAAUACACACAAAACUCAUCUUUAAGCUCCACGGCUCUUUUAGUUUUA
This is a messenger RNA of Hyaena hyaena (striped hyena), 1226 nucleotides long. It is a transcript of the gene MTHFS, whose product is annotated as methenyltetrahydrofolate synthetase. Gene Ontology annotation, biological process: folic acid-containing compound biosynthetic process; tetrahydrofolate interconversion. The record is from RefSeq and is a predicted model, not a curated record. Gene Ontology annotation, cellular component: mitochondrion. Bases 13 to 624 code for a protein of 203 amino acids. Gene Ontology annotation, molecular function: 5-formyltetrahydrofolate cyclo-ligase activity. NCBI's taxonomy places the organism in Eukaryota, Metazoa, Chordata, Mammalia, Carnivora, Hyaenidae. The transcript has 4 exons.